Molecule: messenger RNA, 4543 nt
Organism: Anopheles arabiensis
Lineage: Eukaryota; Metazoa; Arthropoda; Insecta; Diptera; Culicidae
Product: splicing factor 3B subunit 1-like
Biological process (GO): spliceosomal complex assembly
Cellular component (GO): U2 snRNP; catalytic step 2 spliceosome; U2-type prespliceosome
Molecular function (GO): mRNA binding
Source: RefSeq, a predicted model, not a curated record
GUGAUGCAGCCUGCUGGUACCGGAGUCGGAAGCAAAACGUCAAUACAAGCUUCUGCAUUUGCGAAUAGAAUAAUAAUUGUAGAAUAAGACCAAACAGUGUACAGUACACCUUUCUGUAAGUUAAUUAAGUUCUAAAGUGAUGGAAAACAUAGCACGUACUCACGAGGACAUCGAGUCUCACAUCCGGGACUUGCAGGCCAAGAAGAAGGAGCUGAACGCCGAAGCGGCAAAGGAUAAGGGGGUAGGUUUGGCCGACAGAGGGUACUUCGACAUUGAUCUUUACGAUGGCGGUGAUACCAACAGCAAAUACGAAGGAUACGUCACAUCGAUCGCGCCAAACGACGACAUCGACGAUGAGGAGGACGAGGGCUUGCCCAUCGGGCGGAACAACCGACCCAUGGGUUACACGGCACCGGCGGCACUGCUCAACGAGAUGGGCCAGGGCGAGGACUACGAUCCGUUUGCCGAGCGACGUAAACCGACGGUGGCGGAAAAGGAGGAUGAGUACAGACAAAAGCGAAGACGGCUGGUCAUUUCACCGGAGCGUGUCGAUCCGUUUGCAGAUGGAGGCAAAACGCCGGAUGUGGGCUCGCGAUCGUACACGGAGAUUAUGCGCGAACAGAUGCUGAAGGGCGAGGAAGCAGAGCUUCGUAAGAAAAUCCAGGAAAAGGCGAAGGAUGGCUCGCUGAAAAUCAAUUCGACCGCGCAGGCCGCGAAACCGGCACCGGUCGAGGCGAAGAAGCGUGGCCGCUGGGAUCAAGCAGUCGACGAGCAGUUUGUAGCGCCGAAGAAGCUCGCCGUGCCAGCGACCCCAUCGUGGGAUGCCGAGAAAACGCCAGCCGACCACCGGUGGGACGAAACGCCCGGACACAAGGGCAGCGAGACGCCCGGCGCCACACCGAACGUGCGCAUCUGGGACGCAACACCGGCCCACGUGUCCGGUGCGGCGACCACGCCCGGUCGGGAAACGCCCGCCGAAAAGUCGACCAGGCGGAAUCGCUGGGACGAGACCCCGAAAACCGAGCGCGAAACGCCGGGCCACUCGUGGGCCGAAACUCCCCGGGCCGAUCGCGUGUCGGGCGACGGCGUGCUGCUCGAGGGCACGACGCCCGCCUCCAAGCGACGGUCGCGCUGGGAUGAAACCCCCUCGAAUGCCACCCCGUCGGCAAUGACGCCGUCGAUUGCGAUGACGCCGACACCGCACGGCACGACGACGCCGGGUCACGCGACCCCGCUGCUCACGCCCGGCGGCACGACGCCCAUCGGGCACAAGGCGAUGGCGAUGGCUACGCCGACGCCGGGCCAUCUCGCGUCCAUGACGCCCGAGCAGCUGCAGGCGUACCGGUGGGAGAAGGAGAUCGACGAGCGCAACCGGCCGUUCACCGACGAGGAGCUGGACGUUAUGUUCCCGCCCGGGUACAAGAUUCCCCCGCCGGCCGGCUACAUCCCGAUCCGGACGCCGGCCCGCAAGCUGACCGCUACGCCGACGCCGAUCGCCGGCACACCGGCCGCCUUCUUCAUCCAGACCGAGGACAAAUCGGCCAAGUUCGUGGACAACCAGCCCAAGGGCAACCUGCCGUUCAUGAAGCCGGAGGACGCGCAGUACUUCGACAAGCUGCUGGUGGAGGUGGACGAGGACGCCCUCAGCCCGGAGGAGCAGAAGGAGCGCAAGAUCAUGAAGCUGCUGCUGAAGAUCAAGAACGGCACGCCGCCGAUGCGUAAGGCGGCCCUGCGCCAGAUCACCGACAAGUCGCGCGAGUUCGGCGCGGGCCCGCUGUUCAACCAGAUCCUGCCGCUGCUGAUGAGCCCCACGCUCGAGGACCAGGAGCGCCAUCUGCUGGUGAAGGUGAUCGACCGCAUCCUGUACAAGCUGGACGAUCUGGUGCGCCCGUACGUGCACAAGAUACUGGUCGUGAUCGAGCCGCUGCUGAUCGACGAGGACUACUAUGCGCGCGUGGAGGGGCGCGAGAUCAUCUCGAACCUGGCGAAGGCGGCCGGGCUGGCCACGAUGAUCUCGACGAUGCGCCCGGACAUCGACAACAUCGACGAGUACGUGCGCAACACGACCGCGCGCGCGUUCGCCGUCGUCGCAUCCGCGCUGGGCAUCCCGUCGCUGCUGCCCUUCCUGAAGGCGGUGUGCAAGAGCAAGAAGUCGUGGCAGGCGCGCCACACCGGCAUCAAGAUCGUGCAGCAGAUCGCGAUCCUGAUGGGCUGCGCCAUCCUGCCCCACCUCAAGUCGCUGGUCGAGAUCAUCGAGCACGGGCUGGUGGACGAGCAGCAGAAGGUGCGCACGAUCACGGCCCUGGCGCUGGCGGCGCUGGCCGAGGCGGCCACGCCGUACGGCAUCGAAUCGUUCGACUCGGUGCUGAAGCCGCUGUGGAAGGGCAUUCGGACGCACCGCGGCAAGGGGCUGGCCGCGUUCCUGAAGGCCAUCGGCUACCUGAUCCCGCUGAUGGACGCCGAGUACGCGAACUACUACACGCGCGAGGUGAUGCUGAUCCUGAUCCGCGAGUUCCAGUCGCCGGACGAGGAGAUGAAGAAGAUCGUGCUGAAGGUGGUGAAGCAGUGCUGCGCGACGGACGGCGUGGAGGCGCAGUACAUCAAGGAGGAGAUCCUGCCGCACUUCUUCAAGCACUUCUGGAACCACCGGAUGGCGCUCGACCGGCGCAACUACCGGCAGCUGGUCGACACGACGGUCGAGAUCGCGAACAAGGUCGGCGCGUCCGAGAUCGUGAACCGCGUGGUCGACGACCUCAAGGACGAGAACGAGCAGUACCGCAAGAUGGUGAUGGAGACGAUCGAGAAGAUAAUGGCGAACCUGGGCGCGGCCGACAUCGACUCGCGCCUGGAGGAGCAGCUGAUCGACGGCAUACUGUACGCGUUCCAGGAGCAGACGACCGAGGACGUGGUGAUGCUGAACGGGUUCGGCACGAUCGUGAACCAGCUGAGCAAGCGCGUCAAGCCGUACCUGCCGCAGAUCUGCGGCACCAUCCUGUGGCGGCUGAACAACAAGUCGGCCAAGGUGCGGCAGCAGGCGGCCGACCUGAUCUCGCGCAUCGCCGUCGUGAUGAAGACGUGCCAGGAGGAGAAGCUGAUGGGCCAUCUCGGCGUGGUGCUGUACGAGUACCUCGGCGAGGAGUACCCGGAGGUGCUCGGCUCGAUACUGGGCGCGCUGAAGGCGAUCGUGAACGUGAUCGGCAUGACGAAGAUGACGCCCCCGAUCAAGGAUCUGCUGCCGCGGCUGACGCCCAUCCUGAAGAACCGGCACGAGAAGGUGCAGGAGAACUGCAUCGAUCUGGUCGGGCGCAUCGCGGACCGCGGCCCCGAGUACGUGUCCGCGCGCGAGUGGAUGCGCAUCUGCUUCGAGCUGCUCGAGCUGCUGAAGGCCCACAAGAAGGCGAUCCGGCGCGCGACGGUCAACACGUUCGGGUACAUCGCGAAGGCGAUCGGGCCGCACGACGUGCUGGCGACGCUGCUCAACAACCUGAAGGUGCAGGAGCGCCAGAACCGCGUCUGCACCACGGUCGCCAUCGCGAUCGUGGCGGAAACGUGCCGCCCGUUCACCGUGCUGCCCGCGCUCAUGAACGAGUACCGCGUGCCGGAGCUGAACGUGCAGAACGGCGUGCUCAAGUCGCUCUCCUUCCUGUUCGAGUACAUCGGCGAGAUGGGCAAGGACUACAUCUACGCCGUCUGCCCGCUGCUGGAGGACGCGCUGAUGGAUCGCGACCUCGUCCACCGGCAGACGGCCUGCGCCGCGAUCAAGCACAUGGCGCUCGGCGUGUACGGGUUCGGGUGCGAGGACGCGCUCAUCCAUCUGCUGAACUACGUCUGGCCGAACAUCUUCGAGACGUCGCCCCAUCUGGUGCAGGCGUUCAUGGACGCGGUCGAGGGGCUGCGGGUGGCGCUCGGCCCGAUCAAGAUACUGCAGUACACGCUGCAGGGCCUGUUCCAUCCCGCCCGCAAGGUGCGCGACGUCUACUGGAAGAUCUACAACUCGCUGUACAUCGGCGCCCAGGACGCGCUGAUCGUCGGCUACCCGCGCAUCACCAACGAUCCCAAGAACCAGUACAUUCGGUACGAGCUGGAGUACAACCUCUAAGCUUCUGGUCUUUUGUGUGGCUCGGUGAAACAAGUGUUCGCGCUCCAAACACGUGCGAAAAUGUACAUAACUCAUGGAUAACUGAAUAAUUGUAGCGUGUUAGUUGUAAGGGAAGCGACCAGGCUAUCUAGGCUAUCUGCAGCACCGACGGACGCAUCGAACGAUUUGCUCCCAUUGGUUCGGUCAGUCCGGAUGGUAGGCGUCGCGUCGUGUUACAGUGUUGGUAAACUGCAUCAUUAUAUUUGAUAACCAUCUUACAGAAAGGAACAGUGAACAGGGCACAGGAAGCAUCGUGAACGAAAAGGACUCUGGUUCCCAAGAAUAGACGAAAUUGUGUAGGGAGAAGGUGAAGAGUUAUGUUUUUACUUUAGCCCAUCUAUGAUAAGUAUUGCUCCGAUAGUGUGCACCACAAAGGCAAAUAAAUAUUUUUAGCAACAAUCACAA